Molecule: messenger RNA, 945 nt
Organism: Diabrotica virgifera virgifera (western corn rootworm)
Lineage: Eukaryota; Metazoa; Arthropoda; Insecta; Coleoptera; Chrysomelidae
Exons: 2
Coding region: 1-945 (314 amino acids)
Source: RefSeq, a predicted model, not a curated record
AUGGCUAACAACAGUGCACAUAUUGACCACCCGCUACAAGAAAUUGCAGCUAGUAUAACUGGCGAAAAUAGUGUUAGUGUUGCUGUACAAACAGAUCUAACUAUAGAACAUUUGUGUCUUACAUACAAUGUAUUAUCAGCAUUGUACGAAGAUAUUGGUCCAUUAUUAUCUUCAAAAAAAGCUCUAUCUCCAUUUCAACAAUUACUCCUCACCUUUAUGAAGUUAAGAUUAAAUUUACCUUUUAAAUAUAUUUCAUAUACAUUCUGCAUAUCCCCAACAACUACAUCAGAAACAUUUUUAAGUACUUUAAAAAUUUUAUAUUUGAGACUUAAACAUUUUGUUUGUUGGCCAUCUAGAGAGCAGUUGCGUAAAAAUGUUCCGGCUUGUUUUAAAGAAGCAUUUGGUAAUCAAGUAACAGUAAUAAUUGAUUGUUUUGAAGUUUUUACUGAAACUCCGUCUACUGUUGUCAAUGCGUCUCAGUGCUGGUCAAAUUACAAACAUCUUGAAACAGUCAAAUUUUUAAUUGGUAUUACUCCUCAAGGCACGAUAUCUUAUGUAUCACAAGCUUGGGGAGGCAGAACAAGUGAUAAAUAUUUAACUGAAAACUCAGAUUUUUUUAAAUUACUUUUACCAGGGGAUGUUGUUUUGGCAGAUAGGGGAUUUUUAGUGGAAGAUUCAAUUAAAAUUCUAGGUGCAAAGUUAAUCAUACCAGCUUUUACUAAAGGCAAAAGCCAGCUACAUCCUAAAGAUCUUGAAGGUACUCGAAAUAUUUCGACAGUAAGAAUUCAUGUUGAAAGAAUUAUUGGAUUACUUAAAAAAAAAUUUAAAGUGUUUCACCAAACUAUUCCUAUCAGUAUGUUAGCAAGACAAACAGUUUUAGAUGAAAUGGUAAUUGUAUGUAGUGCUCUAAUUAAUUUGUGUGAUUCUCAAAUACCAAAAGAUUAG